Messenger RNA from Coniophora puteana RWD-64-598 SS2, 1644 nucleotides. RefSeq lists its product as uncharacterized. Bases 1 to 1644 code for a protein of 547 amino acids. NCBI's taxonomy places the organism in Eukaryota, Fungi, Basidiomycota, Agaricomycetes, Boletales, Coniophoraceae. The record is from RefSeq and is a predicted model, not a curated record. The transcript is spliced from 2 exons.
AUGUCGCCGACCAAAAACUUGAAGAAGAGAUCUGCCAAGCAGGCGGCAACCUUUGGGAAGGCGAAGAAUAAGAGGUGGACUGGGGAUAGGAAUGGGGAUGAGAAUGUGGUUAGCCAGAGCAAACAGCCAUCACCACGGCACACCCGUGCAACUGAGAAAACAGCGCGAGAGGAGUUGGCAGAGUGUCGCAAAGUAGUUUCACGUGCGGACAGAACAAUCAGGGACAUUGGAAACAGGUUAUCAAGCACGCAAGGAGACUUACAUGCUGCACUCAGGGAACAAGAAGCAACAGCCAGAGCACUUGUCGAGAAAGAUGCCGAGAACACGCUACUCCGACAGGGUCUUGAAGAGACUAAGGUUGAGCUUGAUGAACAGGGUUGGGACUUGGGAAAGUCAAAGGUCGAGUUAGCAGAAACAAAGCAGCGGAUUGCAACAAACAAGGAGAAGGAAAUGAAGACUAUCCGACACCUAAGCACUUCAAGACAAGCUCUCCAGCGUUCAAAGGACUCAAAGCAGAAGCUUGAACGUGCCCUGAAGCAGCUUGAGGGGUGUACCAUCCCAGGUUUGCAACAAGGAGCUGCAGCGGCACUACAGCAGCAGCAAGUUGUGCAUGCACACAAAACCGGACAACUUCGCAUGGAGCUAGGCACUUGUCAGCAAGAGAAAAAUCGCCUCAAAAAGCAAGUUACUGGUCUGCAGAACAAGGCACGCUUGUUCCAGAUGCGAGCUCUGCGGGCAACGCGUGCACAUGCCAAGGGGAAAAACAUUGGUCCAACAUACCAGGGGGUUACAAUGAAGCGGCUUCUCACUCGUAAAGGGCCUGGCAGGGCUUAUUCUGGUGACCUGCGUGGGGUUGUCCGCAAGUUGGGUGGAUUAGGGUGUGCACGAAGUGCUAUUGGAGAUAUUGUGCACACAGUUCUUGGGUCAGCCGGAGUUGAUACAUCAAGCAAAAUCAGCCGGCGUACCGUAUCAAGAAUGGUGUUGGAGGGAGGAGUGGCUUCGCAGAUACAGGUCGCUCAGGAGAUGAAACAGGCAACUGCCAUUACUAUUAGCUCAGAUGACACAGGCCAUCGCGCUGUGAAUUACAGUGCAAAACAUGCCACCGUGACAACACGCGAGAACGAUGGCAGUGUUAGCCACCACAUCCGCUUGCUUGGGGUUGAUUCAACACUUGAUCACUCGAGCUUGAGGCAAGCAAACGACUGGGAGCAUAAAAUACGUACUUUGGCAGCCCUUUACAAUGAGUUCAUCACUGUGGAGGAGGCCGAUUCGGAGAGCAGCACUGGUAAAACAUUCAAUGUCCUUGAAUUCACGCGCAAGCUCAAAGGGAUGCACGGUGAUCAUGCGGCCGAUCAAAAAGCAACGUUCAAGUUUAUUCAAGAAUGGAAAAAGCGGAAUGCUUACCUUGGGCUGGGAUACGAGCUUCUCGAUACAGGGAGCUAUCCCUCUGACAAUCCUGCAUAUGCGAAUACCUGGCAACAAGCCAGGGAGACGCUUGCACGGGAGGUUGGAGGCGAACAGGGUUGGGCCAAAUUGGCACCAGAAGACCAGGCUAUGCAUAACGCGAAGAUGGUACACGAUGUUGCGAUGGAAUGGGGGAAAACCAAGGGGUACUCAAUUUUAGAAAGUUGCAAAGUGGGUUAG